Dipodomys ordii (Ord's kangaroo rat) is the source of this 1917-nucleotide messenger RNA. RefSeq names its product store-operated calcium entry-associated regulatory factor (gene Saraf). Gene Ontology annotation, cellular component: endoplasmic reticulum membrane. The record is from RefSeq and is a predicted model, not a curated record. NCBI's taxonomy places the organism in Eukaryota, Metazoa, Chordata, Mammalia, Rodentia, Heteromyidae. Gene Ontology annotation, biological process: regulation of store-operated calcium entry. Bases 141 to 1160 code for a protein of 339 amino acids. The transcript has 6 exons.
GCUGCGGCUCUGCAGUAACACCGGACCUCCCCAGCCGCAGGUUCGCGGUGUGGUUGCGCAGCGGCGCGCCGCUCCCCCCCGCUGCCCGGCGCGGGCCCUAGAGCGCCUGGUGCCGCCGCGCACUGUCUUCACCCAGCGCCAUGGCCGCGGCUGGCGGGCGGGGAGGCGCCGAGCGCUGCCUGCUCUUCGAUCUGCUUCUUCUGCUGCUGAUCGCGGGUCCCGCUUUGUGCUGGAAUGAUCCUGACAGAAUGCUCUUGCGGGAUGUAAAGGCUCUAACACUGCACUAUGACCGCUACACCACCUCCCGGAGACUAGAUCCAAUUCCACAGUUGAAGUGUGUUGGAGGCACUGCUGGCUGUGAUUCUUACAUCCCUAAAGUCAUACAGUGUCAGAACAAAGGCUGGGAUGGCUAUGAUGUACAGUGGGAAUGUAAGACUGAUUUAGAUGUUGCAUACAAAUUUGGAAAAACAGUAGUGAGCUGUGAAGGCUAUGAGUCCAGUGAAGACCAGUAUGUACUCAGAGGCUCCUGUGGCUUGGAGUAUAACUUAGAUUAUACAGAAAUUGGUCUGAAGAAACUGAAAGAGUCCGGAAAGCACCCUGGCUCUUCUUUCUCUGAUUAUUACUACAAGUGGUAUUCUGCAGAUUCCUGUGGCCUUGGCGGAUUGAUCACGAUUGGGGUGUUACUUACCAUUGCCUUUGUGGUUUAUAAGUUGUUCCUGAGUGACGGGCAGUGUUCUCCUCCACCGUAUUCCGAGUACCCUCCAUAUAAUCAUCAUUCUCAGAGGUUCACCAACUCCGCAGGACCCGCUCCUCCUGGCUUUAAGACUGAGUUUACAGGACCACACAAUACUGGCCGUGGUGCAGCAUCUGGUUUUGGAAGUGCUUUUGCAGGACAACAAGGCUAUGAAAAUUCAGGACCUGGUUUCUGGACUGGCCUGGGAACUGGAGGAAUACUGGGAUAUUUGUUUGGCAGCAAUCGAGCAGCAACACCUUUUUCAGACUCAUGGUACUACCCAUCUUAUCCUCCUUCGUACUCCAGCACGUGGAAUAGUCGUGCUUACUCACCUCUUGGUGGCGGCUCCGGGAGCUAUUCGGCAUGUUCGCAUCCAGAGACAAAAACCAGAACAGCAUCAGGAUAUGGUGGUACUAGAAGACGAUAAAGUAGAAAGUUGAAGGUCAAACACUGGAUGCAGAAUUUCUGGUUUUUCAUUACUUUCUCUUUUAAAAAAAAGUGCUACCUGCUAACAAUCUGGGAAAAGGGAAUAUCCCAAAGUUCUGUGGCCUUUUGUCCUGUAGAGCUUUUUGUGUGCUGUUAUCUGUGGCUAAGAGUGAUAUAUGUGACAAAGUGCUUAUGUCCUGUGUGGUAGUGCAACAUGUAGGUGUAUACUGCAGUUGUCAAAAGCAGUGAUUACUGUGGAAUGCUGGAAAUGUACUGUUUCUAAGCCCUGUGAUGCUACAGCAAGCAUUGAGCAUGAAAGCACUGUGCUGAUAGGAACAGAGACAGAGAAUAAGCUUAGCUGGUUUUACCUCAGAGAAAUGAUAUUCUGUUUUAUUUGGUAUUUGCUGUUCUUUGAACAUUUAAACCAAGCUUUAGACUACUAAUUAUGUAUGCUAAUUUAUAGGCUUGGAUCACUUUUGUGAUCCUGAGCUUUGAGUCCUGAGGUGUGGUGAGCUUCUGAUAAGUGAGUAUUACCUUUUAUAGGAAAAGGUAGAAAAUAAACAUAUGAAGCUUGUUCUGAAUGAUUGUGUGCUGACAAAAAUGCUUGAAAUCCCCCAUAUUCCAAUUCCCAGAGGUAAAAUACUAAUGCUUUCACAAAGGUCUUUUCAUAGUAAAAGCAUGCAGUUCUCUGUGGACCCUCAAAUGUUGUUGUAAUAGUCUGUUUCAAUCUUACAUUAAAAUGACAGAAUAAAUAAAAA